Messenger RNA from Phyllostomus discolor (pale spear-nosed bat), 4097 nucleotides. RefSeq names its product interleukin-4 receptor subunit alpha-like. Gene Ontology annotation, biological process: production of molecular mediator involved in inflammatory response; cytokine-mediated signaling pathway. The transcript has 10 exons. Gene Ontology annotation, molecular function: cytokine receptor activity; protein binding. NCBI's taxonomy places the organism in Eukaryota, Metazoa, Chordata, Mammalia, Chiroptera, Phyllostomidae. The record is from RefSeq and is a predicted model, not a curated record. Gene Ontology annotation, cellular component: external side of plasma membrane; membrane. Bases 149 to 2533 code for a protein of 794 amino acids.
GCGGGCACAGGAAGGAGGGCGGUCCGAGUCCCCCACCCCGGAAAGUCCCGCGCAGCGCCAUCGGCUGGACAGUCCCAGGCUUCCCACUUCUCGCUCGGGCGCCGGCUGUGGAAUGGACGGGAGUACACAGGUGCCUUAGGAUCUCCCAAUGGGGCGGCUCGGCUCUGGGCUCACGUUCCCCGUGAGCUGCCUGGUCCUGGCGUGGGCGGCAGGCUCCGGGAGUGUGCAGGUUCUGCAUCGGCCCACCUGCUUCUCCGACUACAUCAGCACCUUCACCUGCGAGUGGAGGGUGGACAGCCCCACCAACUGCAGCGCUGAGCUCCGCCUCACCCACCAGCUGGAUUUUCUGAUCUCUGAAAACCACACGUGCGUCCCCGAGAACAGAGAAAGCACAGUGUGCCUGUGCGAUGUGCUGAUGGACGACGUGGUCAGUGAGGACACCUAUCAGCUGGGCCUGUGGGCUGGGAAGCAGCUGCUCUGGAAUGGCUCCUUCCAGCCCAGCAAGCAUGUGAAGCCCAGGGCCCCCGUGAACCUCACAGUCGACGCCGACGACGACUCCCACUCGUGGUGGCUGCGCUGGGGCAACCCGUACCCUCCUAAGAGUUACCUGGACACCGAGCUCUCCUACCAGGUCAGCGUUUCAGAUGAAGACGACCCAGCGUCGUGCACAGUCCAUGAUGUGACCUACAGGGAGCCCACCCUCCGCCUCCCAGCCAGCACCCUAAAGCCUGGGGCUUCCUACCGUGCGAGGGUGAGGGCCUGGGCUCAGAGCUACAACAGCACGUGGAGUGAGUGGAGCCCUGGCGUCACGUGGCUUAACCACUACUCAGGGUCCUGGGAGCAGCACCUCCAGCUUGGCGUUGCCGUCGCCUGCAUGGUCAUUCUGGUCGUCUGCGUGUCCUGCUAUUGCAGCAUCAUCAAGAUUAAGGAGUGGUGGGACCAAAUCCCCAGCCCAGCCCUCAGCCCCCUCGUGACCGCUGGCAUCCAGGAGCCUCAGGUGUCACUGUGGGGGAAGAGGCCCGGAGGCCAGGAACCAGCCAAGCGUCCGCACUGGAAGACUUGCCUUACUAAGCUCCUGCCCUGUUUGCUAGACCACGACAUGGAAAGGGGUGACAGCUCCUCCAAGGCUGCCAGAAAGGGGCCUUCCCAGGGGCCUGGGAAGUCACCGUGGUGUCCUGGGGCGGUCAGCACGAGGAUCCUCUCGCCAGAGAGCGUCAGCGUGGUGAAGUGCGUGGAGCUGCUAGAGGCCCAGGUGGAGAGUGAGGAGGAGGAGGAAGUGGAGCAGGAAAAAGGGAGCUUCUGCCCGUCCCCUGAGAGCGGCGGGGGCAGCUUCCAGGAUAGCAGGGAGGGCAUCGCGGCCCGGCUGACAGAGAGCCUGUUCCUGGACCUUCUCGGGGCUGAGAAUGGGGGCUUUUGCCCGCAGGGCUUGGGGGAGUCCUGCCUUAGUGCACCUUCAGAAGGUGGGAGUGCUCAGAUGCCUGGGGCUGAGUCACCAAGGGAGGAGCCUUUCAGCCCGGAGUCGGCCCCUCUGACGCAGAGCCCGGCCUGCCUGGCUUUCCCAGAGAUGCCUGCUGUCGUCGUCGCCGACAACCCCUUUUACCGCAGCUUCAGCGACUUCCUGAGCCAGUCCUCAGAUGCAGGAGAGCUUGCCUCAGACGCCCAGCUGUCGGAACACCUUGGGGGAGGGGACCCCAACAUCCUCUCUGCUCCCCAGCCCUCUGAGCCACCCGCUGCACUCCAGCCUGAGCCAGAAACCUGGGAGCAGGUGCUCCGCCGGAGCGUCCUGCAGCACAGGGCAGCCGCAGCCCCCGCCGUGGCCGCCCCCAGCGGCUAUCGGGAGUUUGUGUGCGCGGUGAAGCAGGGCAGCACCCUGGGCAGUGGGUCGUCAGGCUGCGGCCCUUCUGGAGCAGCCGGGUACAAGGCCUUCUCCAGCCUGCUCGCCAGUGGUGCCACCUGCCCAGGCACACCUGGGGUUGAGGCCAGCAGCGGGGAGGGGUGCUACAGGCCCUGCCAGAGCCUCACUGCUGGCCCCCCUGGGGCUCCUGCCCCUGAGCCCCUGUUCACCUUUGGACUGGACAUGGAGCCACCUCACAGCUCUCAGGACUCACUCCUCCCAAGCAGCUGCCCCAAGGGCCCCUGUGUGGAGCCAGUGGCAAAGGGGGAGGACCACCAGAAGCCCCUGCUCUCCCUGGAGCUGACUACAGACCCCCUGGGGGAUGACCUGGGCAGUAGCAUUGUCUACUCAGCCCUCACCUGCCACCUGUGUGGCCACCUGAAGCGGCGUGACAGCCAGGAGGAACACGGCCAGGCCCAGGCUGUGUCCAGCCCCUGCUGUGGCUGCCGUUGUGGAGACAGGUCCGAGCCCCCAGUGAGCCCUCUGAGGGACCCAGACCCCCUGCCAGGUGGGGUUCCCCUGGAGGGCAAGUCCUCCCUGUUCUUCCAGCCUGGCCCCGGCAAGGCUCAGAGCCCGAGCCAGAGCCCCCAAGUGGUGGUCGUGCCCCCUGCAGGGCCCACGUGCACGAGUGCAUCCUAGGCGCGGCCCCCUGGUUGCUGUGAGCGCCUUGCCUGUGCCUGCGGACGCCUCCCCGCAAGGCAGCCCUGCUGGCAGGUUGCCGAGACUCGGAGGAGCCGUUGCCACCUCUUCGGUCCACAGCUUCUCCCGUGUACUGUCCCCAUCGUGCCCGCCCGAAGCAUAUUUUGUCCAUCUAGGCCCUCGCUCCCCGUGUCUUGCCCAGUCCUGGGACCAGCUGCUGCCAUGUCACUGGCUUGGACACUGAGCCUAGAAAGUAACCCGGCCAGCAGGGGAGGCCUUGGGAGGCCUGGGAAAGAGGUGGGAAAGGGAGGCCCUGGGAGGGUGGUUAUUUGCCCAGAGGUGCCCAUUCAUUCAACAGAGCUUCACUAGGUUGAUGCUGGAGGCAGGAUCUGGGCCGUGGGGGCUGCUUAGUCAAGGGGGGUAACAGGCCCACAAAAGAGGGUGAUUACCAAGUGGUGAGUUUGCUGUCAGCCCUGCACAGCUGUAAGGCUGGGGGCUCCUGUUAAGUGUGGGGUCCCCAGAAUAAACACACCCAGCUCCCUUGGGGCCAGUGUGUACCCCCAUGGAUACCAUUGCUGGCAGCCACGAGGCCAGAGGGAGAGCCUCAUGCCUGUGACCCAGCUGAGCUGGGCAUUCUGGGCGCCGACACUGGGCACGUUCAGCCUGCACGUUGGCCCAGACCUGGGCUUCAGUGGCACUUGUGUGUGCGCAUCUCAGAGCUUGUUGAAACCCGGGUUUGUAUUCGCUGAGGAGGGUGGGGUGGGAGGGGCGGAGUUUUCUGUAAAUAAAGGUUCUGUGUCUCUCGUCACUAGUGAAGCAAGCACACUGCCAGGCGCCGUGGUGAGUGCAUUGUCUCUACUGACUCACGGAACCUUCCCAUCCAGAGAGCCGGGCCCAAGAGGUUAAAUAACUUGCUCUCUCUGCUUGGGUGUCCCCAAGACAGGGGUUCAAGUGCAGUUAGUUGAUUUAGGAGGUGCUCCCAGGAAACUGCCUGGGGAGUGGGGCAGGAGGCAGAGAAGGGCAGGAGGCACUAAAGGGUGUUAUCCGACAGUGUUGGUGUGGGCAGCCGCCGCUCCGUCCUGCCGGCCGCUUUGGAAAGCUGCGCACAGCACACGCCUGCAGUGUCCCUGCCAAGGGUGGGAGGCUGGGGUGUUUGUCCACCCACUCCCAUCACCGUCGGAUGGCCACUUUCAGGGCCACCAGCAACAGCUGCUGCUCUGCUUUGCCGAGGUCACACAGCUGGUUGGUGGCGGCCCAUAGCUGAGCCCAGGCAGUGUCUCACCCAGGCACUGUAGCUGAUCUGUUCUGGACAUCCAGGUAGGUGGGAUGGUGGAGUGGGCUUCAGAGGCAGGCAGGGAGCUUAACCUCCUAUAUGAUCAUUCUGUGUCCCCAAGUAGCUGCUUUGUCACCUUUGCAAGGUGAAGGGCUUGGCCAUUUGAGGUUCCUUCCUGCUCUGGCAUUCUGCACAAUGCACUAGCGGUGACGGGGAGCUCACUACCUUACAUGCAGCCUGAUGUUUGUUAAAAAUGUCUGCACUGUGCUGAGCCCAAAGCUAACCCUUUAG